AUGAUUCGCGGAUUCUUCAGAGGAGCUACAGCUUCCCUGCCAAGAGCCUUCAUAGGAACCUCUCAGUUGACUUCUUUUGCUGUAGCAAAAGAAGGUCUCAACAAAUUCGAGGUGUUCCAACAAAACCCGAUUAUCAGUACUGCCCUAGCUGGAGCCGCUGCUGGAGUGGUGCUCAGCGUGGCGACAACACCUUUUGAUAUGGUUCUCACGAAUAUUGUACAGUGGGUACCUGGAUUGCAUGAGAAAAAUCUACACGAAAAAUGGUCUCCGACCGUUCUACAAGGGAAUGGGGCCACUUUACCUCAAACUCGGACCUCAUACGAUGCUUUGUCUCCUCUUCUGGGAGGAAUUCAAGGGGCUGUACAAGAAUUACAACCAGGAUUCUGA
Phaedon cochleariae (mustard beetle) is the source of this 387-nucleotide messenger RNA. NCBI's taxonomy places the organism in Eukaryota, Metazoa, Arthropoda, Insecta, Coleoptera, Chrysomelidae. The record is from the annotation of a GenBank genome assembly.